AUGGUGAAUGUGUGCUUCUAUAGCUCUAGGAAUCUUACUGUGGCGCACCGAAAGUUUGCAACUUUGAUUCUUCCGCACCUAGGCGGGGUGGAAAGGUCCACGAAGAUGGCUGAACUUGACACGUUCCUUUUCACAUCUGAGUCCGUCAAUGAAGGCCACCCUGAUAAGCUCUGUGACCAGAUAUCUGAUGCAGUGCUUGAUGCAUGCCUCGCUGAAGACCCUAACAGCAAGGUUGCUUGGCUGGAUGCUGACCACUGCAAGGUGCUUGUCAGCAUUGAACAGCAGUCACCUGACAUUGCACAGGGUGUUCAUGGUCACUUCACCAAGCGUCCUGAGGAGAUUGGUGCUGGCGACCAGGGGCACAUGUUUGGAUAUGCAACUGAUGAGACCCCUGAAAUGAUGCCCCUGAGCCAUGAACACGUCAUUAAGCCUGUCAUUCCAGAGCAGUACCUUGAUGAGAAGACCAUUUUCCAUCUCAAUCCAUCAGGUCGCUUUGUCAUUGGUGGACCUCAUGGUGAUGCGGGUCUUACUGGCAGGAAGAUCAUCAUUGACACUUAUGGAGGCUGGGGUGCCCACGGUGGUGGUGCUUCCUCUGGCAAGGACCCAACCAAGGUUGACCGCAGUGGAGCCUAUAUUGCAAGGCAGGCGGCCAAGAGCAUUGUGGCCAGUGGUCUUGCCCGCCGUUGCAUUGUCCAAGUGUCGUAUGCCAUUGGUGUGCCUGAACCGCUAUCAGUGUUUGUUGACACAUAUGAGACAGGCAAGAUCCCUGACAAGGAGAUCCUGAAGAAUGUGCUGGAGAACUUUGACUUCAGGCCAGGGAUGAUCAUCAUCGACCUUGACCUGAAGAGAGGUGGGAAUGGCCGUUCUCUCAAGACGGCGGCGUAUGGGCACUUUGGCAGGGAUGACCCGGACUUCACCUGGGAGCUUGUGAAGCCCCUCAAGUGGGAGAAUCCUUCUGCCUGA
Messenger RNA from Miscanthus lutarioriparius, 963 nucleotides. The record is from the annotation of a GenBank genome assembly. Lineage: Eukaryota; Viridiplantae; Streptophyta; Magnoliopsida; Poales; Poaceae.